UCUUGUUUUUGGUCGGACACAAUUGGUGGCGUACAACUACCAUCAUCCGGUAACAAAAAAAAUUGUUUGUAAUUUAUGCUAGUUAUUUAUUCACAACAUUCCCUUUACAAAUACUUUCUGCACGCUAUAUUUGUUAAUGGAACAAUUCGAGGAGGAAUUAGUCGCUGCACUAAGGGAAAUUGUCAAAGACGGAAACUGGCAAUAUGUAGGGAAUAAAUGCGAUUUUCAUUCAACAUGCACAAAGCUUUACUCAGAAGAUGGUGAACACAUCGUCCUGGUUCACACAGAAGAUGACCGAUUCUGGGCUAUGGAUUCAUCCUGUCCCCAUGAAGGAGGCCCUCUUGACCUAGGUGACAUUGAGGACCUGGUUGAUGGGAGGCGGGUGCUUGUCUGUCCCUGGCAUCACUUUGACUUCUGCUUGGAGACCGGUGUCUCCUCCCUGGGACUGCAGAACCAGAUCUAUGAAGUCAGAGUGGUUGAAGACAAGAUUUAUGUCAAAACACAGAAUAAGUUGUCUCUGAGUCCCAUCCCAGCGACAAACACAGCAUGUAACGGCAAAAUUUCUGCCGAUGAUUACAAGUCUUCACCCAAUGAGGACACCCUGUGCUUCUGGGCUACAAAGAUCCUCUGCACACCUGACCCCAAAGAGAAGGUAGCCUUGACUCUGGACGUCCAGGAGAGGUGGAACAGUGGAGUGAUGACCGUGGUGGGUCAGGCUACUCCCCCUGUCCAGCCCAGUCGGAAGGACAAUCUGACUGUACUUCAGCCGGGUAGAAUCAAGCGUGGAAAAGGAGGCACACAGGCCAGCAGGAUUGCCCUCCUCCACUCCCUGGCUAAUAUCGAGCAGUGGGCUAUAGAUCUCUCAUGGGACAUCAUUGCUCGCUUCUCAUCGGUCAGACUAAAGACUGGAGAGCCUCUGCCCCGCCAGUUCUUCAAUGACUUUGUCAAAGUGGCUGGAGACGAGGCCAAGCAUUACCACUUACUAGAGACAAGGAUCACAGAACUGGGCAGCUUCUUUGGCGCGUUACCUGUUCAUAAUGGAUUGUGGCAGUCUGCAACAGAUACAUCCCAGGACCUUCUAGCGAGACUAGCCAUUGUUCAUAUGGUGCAUGAAGCCAGGGGCCUGGAUGUCCACCCCCAGACCCUGUCCCGCUUUGCUGCCCGGGGAGACUGCAGCACUGUGGAGGUACUGGAGGUCAUCUACAAGGACGAGAUCACUCACGUGGCGGCAGGUCUCCGCUGGUUCACCUACAUCUGUUCACAGGAAGAACGGGAUGGCUUAUCAACUUUCCAUGACUUGGUGAAGCAGCACUUCAAAGGUUACCUGAAGCCUCCGUUUAACACAGAGGGAAGAAAGACAGCAGGGAUGACAGAAGAGUGGUAUGUGCCUCUUGUAAAGCCUUCCAGUUGAGUGUCUUCAACGGCCAGUAUGCUGUGACAAACACAUUGGCCACAUUCCAGCAGUGUGAAGCAGUUCUGGACUAGUAUUUUAUGUCUGUAGUAUUUAAUCAGUGUGCCAUUGCAAUCAAAUGUUCAACAAUAAUGUUGAAGUGGGAUUCAAACAUGAAUACGACCACUCCUUCUGGAAUGGGAAAAUCUCUAAAACUGACCCAGCCAGCUCUGUAUUAAUACAACUGUGAAAUUAAUUUUACAAUUUCCAAUACAUAACAUUGUAAUAAGGGAAUGGGUUAGAUUAACAUUUUAGAAUGUUAAUUCAUGCAAAUACAAUUCUUUUGGUAGUCUGCAUUAACGGUUUCAUAUUCGACAAAACAACCUUACAAUCACACCAGUGACUCCAGGAAAUCACCAAUUAUCACAUUCAUUAUUACACAUUGUGUGUUCCACAGAUUAUCAGGAAAUUGCACACUGUAUGUUGUGUCUGGUAGGCACAAAACAGGAGAAUUACUUCUGAAACUGGGAUGUCCUACCUGAAUAAAUACAACAUUAGCAUA
Molecule: messenger RNA, 1952 nt
Organism: Esox lucius (northern pike)
Lineage: Eukaryota; Metazoa; Chordata; Actinopteri; Esociformes; Esocidae
Exons: 12
Coding region: 137-1411 (424 amino acids)
Molecular function (GO): 2 iron, 2 sulfur cluster binding
Source: RefSeq, a predicted model, not a curated record